AUGAUGGCCACGUCGGCAAUCCGUAGUGCCAGUGCUCCGUUGAGGGUAGCUACACGAACCGUGGCCCGCAAGACCACCACGCGUGCCGCCUCUUCCACGUCGUCUGCCUCCACGCCGUCUCCCUUAUGGAUCACCGCAGGGUCAUCCGCUGCAACUGUAGCUGCAGUCGGUUCCAUUGCUUGGUACUACCACCUGUUUGGGCAAGAGGUUUUUGCUAUGACACCGGCUGAAGAAGGUCUUCACCCAACACAAUAUCCUUGGGAACAUCAAAAAUGGACAAAAACAUUCGACCAUGGAGCAUUGCGAAGAGGUUUCCAGGUCUAUCGUGAAGUGUGCGCUGCUUGCCAUUCGAUCAAACGUAUUCCCUACCGGUCACUGGUGGGCAAUUUCAUGACGGUCGAUGAAGCCAAGGCAAUGGCAGAAGAGAACGAAUAUGAUACUGAGCCCAAUGACGAGGGUGAGAUUGAGAAACGACCAGGAAAACUUUCAGACUAUCUCCCCGCCCCCUACAAGAACGACGAAGCUGCUCGAGCUGCGAACAACGGAGCCCUUCCCCCGGAUCUAUCCCUCAUGGUCAAGGCUCGACAUGGUGGUUGUGACUACAUCUUCAGUCUGCUCACCGGUUAUCCCGAAGAACCCCCAGCUGGUGCCCAGGUCCAAUCCGGUCUCAACUUCAACCCGUAUUUCCCCGGAACUGGUAUUGCUAUGGCCCGUGUUCUCUACGAUGGACUAGUCGAGUAUGAAGACGGCACUCCCGCUACAAGCUCGCAGAUGGCUAAAGACGUGGUUGAAUUCUUGAACUGGACCGCCGAACCCGAGAUGGACGAGCGCAAGAAAAUGGGAAUCAAAGUUUUGAUCGUUACCUCAAUGCUAUUCGCUAUCAGCGGUUGGGUUAAGCGAUAUAAGUGGGCGCCCAUCAAGACAAGAAAGCUCAUCUAUAACCCUCCUGUACAGGGCCAACGCAGGCAAUAA
Messenger RNA from Exophiala aquamarina CBS 119918, 972 nucleotides. Its product is annotated as cytochrome c1, heme protein, mitochondrial. The record is from RefSeq and is a predicted model, not a curated record. The transcript has 4 exons. Lineage: Eukaryota; Fungi; Ascomycota; Eurotiomycetes; Chaetothyriales; Herpotrichiellaceae. Gene Ontology annotation, molecular function: heme binding; electron transfer activity. Bases 1 to 972 code for a protein of 323 amino acids. Gene Ontology annotation, biological process: mitochondrial electron transport, ubiquinol to cytochrome c.